AUGGCUCGACAGUCGGCUCGGAAGGUAGCCCAGGCAAAAACCACCACGAUUGAGCCAAAAACUCGCAUCGAAAAAGCAGCGGGUGCCUCGGGGGCUUCGGUAACGACGAAGAGCACAAAAGUAACAAUUGUGACCGAAACCAAAGUUGAGGUGACCGAAACGAGGGCUCCCAAGCGUAAAACAACUCCCACUGAACCGGAAUUUGAUGGCGAGGACCUCGAAAACGCCAGUCCUGUCGAAGACAAGAAACCUGCCCCCAAGAAGCGCAAAACUACCAAGAAGGACGCCGAAAACACCAUGGCCCUAGCAGCCCGGACAGCAGUCACCUCGCUCAAGCGAGCCAUGUACAUCGGUGCCCAUGUCUCCGCCGCUGGGGGCGUCCAAAACUCCAUCCAAAACGCCACCCAUAUCGGCGCCAACGCCUUUGCCCUCUUCCUCAAAUCCCAGCGGAAAUGGGUCAGCCCGCCCCUCGCCGACGAAGCCAAAACCCAAUUCCACGACCUACUCAAGCAGCACAGCUACGACGCCGGCAAACACAUCGUCCCUCACGGCUCGUACCUCGUCAACCUCGCACAAGCCGACAAAACAAAAGCCACCCAAGCCUACGACGGCUUCCUAGACGACCUGCAGCGGUGCGAGGCGCUGGGCAUCACGCUGUACAACUUCCACCCGGGGUCGACGGGCGGCGCGGCCAUGAGCGAGGCGUGCGCGCGCAUCGCGGGGCAGCUGAACCGGGCGCACAAGGCGACCAAGACGGUGGUGACGCUGCUCGAGAACAUGUGCGGCAGCGGCAACGUGGUGGGGUCGCGGUUCGAGGAGCUGCGCGACAUCAUCGCGCUGGUCGACGACAAGGCGCGUGUCGGUGUCUGCAUCGACACCUGCCACGCCUUCGCCGCCGGGUACGACCUGCGCACGCCCGCCGCCUUCGACAAGACCAUGGCCGAAUUCGACGCCGUCGUCGGCCUCAAGUACCUGCGCGCGCUCCACAUCAACGACAGCAAGGCGCCGUUCGGCUCGCACCGCGAUCUGCACGCCAACAUCGGCACCGGCUGUCUGGGGCUGCGGGCGUUCCACAAUGUCAUGAACCACGAGAAGUUGCAGGGGCUGCCGAUGGUUCUCGAGACGCCGAUCGAUGAGAAGGGACCGGAUGGCAAGACGGUGGAGAACAAGCAGAUCUGGGCGGACGAGAUCAAGCUGCUUGAGAGUUUGAUCGGGAUGGAUGUGGACAGCGCUGAGUUCAAGGAGAAGGAGAAAGAGCUGAAUGCGCAGGGCGCGUCGGAGAGGCAGAAGAUCCAGGAGCAGGUCGAUAAGAAGGCUGGGAAAGGCGCCAAGCAGGGAACGAAGGGGAAGGCGAGGGGAAAGAAGACCAAGAAGGAGGAAGAGUCGUGCGACUCGUGCGGCGAGAGCGACUGA
Chaetomium globosum CBS 148.51 is the source of this 1413-nucleotide messenger RNA. RefSeq lists its product as uncharacterized. Gene Ontology annotation, biological process: base-excision repair. The coding region runs from base 1 to 1413 and encodes 470 amino acids. NCBI's taxonomy places the organism in Eukaryota, Fungi, Ascomycota, Sordariomycetes, Sordariales, Chaetomiaceae. Gene Ontology annotation, molecular function: DNA-(apurinic or apyrimidinic site) endonuclease activity; DNA binding; zinc ion binding. Gene Ontology annotation, cellular component: mitochondrion; nucleus. The record is from RefSeq and is a predicted model, not a curated record. The transcript has a single exon.